GUCCAAAACGUCAGUCAACAUUCCUAUAGUGGUCACUCAACUUGGUGUAUUUGACAGCAAUUCUGAUGGCUUUAAACAUGGUUUGGUUGUAAGACUGUAUGACCAUGCAUCUAAGGUUGAGGUAGUCAAUGUCAGUUUUACUCCAGAUGAUCCGGGGCAGCUCAUUGGUGGCUAUAGAUUCAAGCUUGUUGAUCAGUAUAUUCUACCAAAGGGAUUUGAAGCAUCAGUUGUAGCAGAAAACUUUAGCAGCUUUGACCCAAGCCAUGAUAAACCUGUGGAACAUAGCGCUAUUGAUAAUGGUGGUGGUCUGAUAACCUUUAACAGGGUCAGCAGGUUUGGUAUGGUUCAAGGUGUUUUUCCUGAUAUUGAAGAGUCUGCCCUUGAAGACCAACAUUAUUAUACAGCUGGGACGUUUGUUUACCGUGCAUAUGUUUUCAAUUCUGAAGAGUUUUUGGAAGAGAAUCAAAGCAAAAAGCAGCAAGAGGCAAAAGCAAGGGAAGAAGAAAGAUCAGAAAUUGUAAGAAGAGAAGAAGAACAACUACAAAAAGAGAWCCUUGAACAUGGAGAUUUACUCGUGGUUGAUGCUGUGGAGGUGUACAGAAACCUACCACGCAAGAUGCUGCUAUUUUACAAAUGGGCUUCAGAAAAUGUUAAUUUCAACUUCAUUUUAAAAACUGAUGACGACUGCUUCCUCAACGUAGAUUCCAUCCUCAAUGAUCUGAAGGCCUAUGGACUACACGACAAAUCAAAACUCUGGUGGAGUGGAUUCCGUCUUGAUUGGCCAGYGGAACGAUACGGUAAAUGGCGGGAACCAGAUUACAGUGCAAGUGUGUAUCCAGCGUUUGCUUGCGGUGCUGGAUACAUGCUGUCUGCUGACCUAGUAAAAUGGCUGGCUCAAAAUUCCAAGGCCUUGAAGCCUUACCAGGGUGAGGAUGUUUCUCUUGGGAUAUGGUUAUCAGCUGUAGGGCCAAAAUUAGUCAAGGAUUACCCGCGAUGGGCAUGUUCAAGAGGUUGCAGCAAGGACAUGUACACUUCGCCUGAGAAUGACCCUCAGGAACUAAUAGAGCUGUGGACAAACCUGAAACAAUGUGGUGACCCUUGUGGUUGUACCUAAGGUAUAAUGGACCAAGGAGGUCGCAGCAAGGACAUGUACACAUCCCCUGAGAAUGACCCUCAGGAACUAAUAGAGCUGUGGACAAACCUGAAACAAUGUGGUGACCCUUGUGGUUGUACCUAAGGUAUAAUGGAC
Molecule: messenger RNA, 1249 nt
Organism: Actinia tenebrosa (Australian red waratah sea anemone)
Lineage: Eukaryota; Metazoa; Cnidaria; Anthozoa; Actiniaria; Actiniidae
Product: UDP-GalNAc:beta-1,3-N-acetylgalactosaminyltransferase 2
Biological process (GO): protein O-linked glycosylation
Cellular component (GO): Golgi membrane
Molecular function (GO): UDP-glycosyltransferase activity; hexosyltransferase activity
Source: RefSeq, a predicted model, not a curated record